Molecule: messenger RNA, 348 nt
Organism: Trichoderma aggressivum f. europaeum
Lineage: Eukaryota; Fungi; Ascomycota; Sordariomycetes; Hypocreales; Hypocreaceae
Exons: 3
Coding region: 1-348 (115 amino acids)
Molecular function (GO): nucleic acid binding; zinc ion binding
Source: RefSeq, a predicted model, not a curated record
AUGGGGGUUGGAAACAAGCGCACGCUCACAAAAACGAGGCGCAAGACGCGCGACGUGGAUCAGAUUAUAUCUGACCUUCGAUCUCAGAAGCACCUUGCGCAAUACAAAGACACUAAAUUAACACAAGAUCUGCCGGGACUUGGGAAAAAUUACUGCGUGACAUGUUCCAGGUGGUUCGACACUGCCUCAACCCUAACUACUCACGAGCGAGGGAAGCCACACAAGCGAAGGCUAAGACAACUGCGAGAAGAAUCUACAGUCGAGUCGAAAUCUGGACAAUCACACACGAAUAAGAUGGACAUGGAGCAGGAGCCUGUAACUGAGGGCGGCGUUGAGAUGGUUCUAUAA